Mya arenaria is the source of this 1437-nucleotide messenger RNA. RefSeq lists its product as uncharacterized. The record is from RefSeq and is a predicted model, not a curated record. The transcript has 4 exons. NCBI's taxonomy places the organism in Eukaryota, Metazoa, Mollusca, Bivalvia, Myida, Myidae. The coding region runs from base 1 to 1437 and encodes 478 amino acids.
AUGGCGAAUGUUAAGGUUAAGGAUCUACUUAAGAAUGAAAAGAAAAAGAAUUAUGUUUCUUGUAUGAUAGCUCUUCAUAAAACCGCAGAAGCCGUGUCACCUUUUACCGAUGGAAUACUUCAACAACUUCAUCAGCAAAUUUCACAACAACUAGGCAGUCAAAACCUUUGCCAACAACAAUGCAGCCGGACUAUCCGAGAUGUUAACAAAUGGUGCGUCACCUGUGGAUUGUGGAGACAAGCGUUGAAACGGUUUCAUACAAAUCCGAGGGAACUGAUAUGGCAUAAGCUUCAAUCAUGGGAAUGGCCAAAACAACACAUGAACCUUGUUGAAGUGUUUAUGCUGCAACACUGGGAUAAAGCUAACAUGGAUGCGCGUGAUUUGUCAGUUUCAAUUACCGUGUGGAAAAAGUGUUCUCUAUUUCCAGCCAGAAUAUUUCCUUUUGCUGAUAAUUUACGGAAAAGCAGGAACAAGUUAGCCCACUCGGCGUCGCUAGAAAUAGACAAUAAUGACAAGCAAACUGUCUUUCAUAAUAUAAAUCAAGUUAUUCAACAAGCCGAUAUGGUAAACUAUUUACAGAAUUCCCUCGAGAUACAAAACGAUAUGAAUGACCUUGAAAAUGGUGACCUUUUUAAGUUUGAAGACGAGUUGUAUGAAAUACUGAACAAAACAAACCAAGUGGAUAAGAAACUACAUACUAUGGAUUCAAAAUUGACCGAGGUGCACGAGGCCCAGACUAAGACAUUUAGAACUAUUGCCAAUAUUAUACGUGCUCUUUUAUUAUUUUCUGUUAUAUUAGUUGCGACAAUUGCGGUGAAGUUAAAAGAACCAGACAUAUCCAUGGCCUCCGGUAUAUCGCCAAUCAAAGCAUCAGGGGAGACAAUGGGUUGCCUGCAGGAGUAUUCGCCUUCGUUUCCAACAUCACUGCUGCUUGUCGAUUACUUCAAACAUCAUGGACCUCUCGUUGGGCGGAUAUGGCUGUUCAAGUUACUCGAGGAAGAACUGAAAAAUACAAAGAAAAGUGGCGUUCUACUCGAAGCUGACAUGGGGUAUGGGAAAUCUGCUAUUGCUGCUCACAUUACAUGUGCCAAAGAGGGUGACCAAGGUAUGGAACUGAGAAAAAGGCUUAUUGCUUUUCAUGUUUGUAAAUUUGAUGUCAAGAAAACACACCAGGCAGGAAUCUUCAUUCAACGGCUAGCUUCAAUGAUCUCAAACAAUAUUCCAGAAUUUAACGAGACUAUUAACGACUGUUUACAUUCCUUCAAUACCGAGCAAUGCGAUUCCGACCCAUUUGGUUGCAUAGAUAAAUGCAUAAUUUUCCCAUUAAAACUAACGAAUAUAUCUGAUGAAAGAAAAGAAUACAGGCUCAUAAUUAUCGAUGCUUUGGAUGAAUGCUAUGAAACAUUUUCCUUUGAAAAAACGUCACGAGAUGUUUGA